Molecule: messenger RNA, 1871 nt
Organism: Rhagoletis pomonella (apple maggot)
Lineage: Eukaryota; Metazoa; Arthropoda; Insecta; Diptera; Tephritidae
Product: coiled-coil domain-containing protein 96-like
Exons: 4
Coding region: 51-1868 (605 amino acids)
Biological process (GO): cilium assembly
Cellular component (GO): axoneme; ciliary basal body
Source: RefSeq, a predicted model, not a curated record
UAGAAGAGGAAUAUGGCUUUGAAGAGGUUGGGUCAUCGAGAAUUUCUUGUAUGGAAGAGCAAUGUGCCAGCAUGCCAGAUCGAUUUACUGAUUUCGACAAUCGCGACAUUAUUCGCCAAAGUCAAGGUCUGCCCACGGAUAAACACGACUACCAGCAAAGGAAGAUACAAGUAAAUGUGCCCGCUAACCACUUAGGUGAACCUGAAAAUAUGGAGACAACGGAUAUGCGCCCGUCAACGCCCAAGCAUCUUUCAAGGUACAGACGCUACAGCGAAAAAAACGACGAUUACGAUUUGGGGGAUGAGCCAUUCGAUGAUGCUCAUUGGGAAUCUGAUGAACCGCCUGAUCAUGUUGAAGAAAAACUUUACGAGUUAGGAGGUGGAAUGAGACUUGGUCUACUGGAACAACUUACGGAAAUGCCCGAUAUAGAUGAAAUUUCAUCAUCAAUAUCCGAAGAAACUAUCGGGUUAGACAAUGAAAAACCGGAACGUUUACAACAAAGUGAUAACGAUUUUGAGCUUGAUUUUGUUGAUAUGAAAGAGUAUGCGGAAGAAGAAAAGGAACAACUCGCGGAAUUCGCUAUAACCGAAGACAAUGAGUUAUUGGAACUCGAAAAAUGGGAUGCUGAUCAGGAGCAAAGUGAGGAAACAAAAUUAGCGCAUGAAAAGGAGGAAAUGUCUGAUUUCGAACUGUUCGUGACAACUAAAGAACCAGAGUUCGACCAAGCGCUGUUGCAGGAUACACGGCAGCAAAACGAAGCUAUUGUAACUGCAUUUGUCGAAGAGCUAAUUCAGUUAGUCGUUGAGGCGGCGGAGUACAAGGAUACUAGGGACGUACUACGCAAAUCCAUCGACAAGAGAAAGCUGAUGGAUGAGAUUAGUGAAAAACUUAGAGAACUCGAAAUUGAACAGAGCGCGCGGCUUUACCUCAAUCGGAAAGUAGUUGACCAUCUUAAGCGCAAACGACAAUUUCAUGCAAUUAUAGAAGAUCCAGCCGAAAGCGUUGAGUAUUGGAUGGCUAAAUAUCGCGAGCAGUUGCAGAAAUACGAUGAAAUGUUGGGAAAGGAGGAAGAAUUGAAAAGGGUGACCACAACAAAAAUGAUUGAAUUAAAUGAGAUAUUGAAGGAGAGAGAGCAUAGAUAUGAAGAAGAGGCGAAAGAGUUCGAGCGCAUUGUAAGAAAGGCACUUCUACCACAUGAGGGUACGGUGAAUACAAAGAAGAUGUCAAAAAAGAGCGCAAAAUAUAAGGAUUAUUUAAAAAACAUUAACGCCAUGUUGAACGAAAUCUCUACUAAACGCAAGGAAAUAUCAAAUACACGACUGAUGCUUAUUAAAAAGCAACACUUAUUUGCUGAAUUGAAAGAGAGAUUGAGUGAAAUUGGGAACGUGGGCCAUGGUCCGAAUGUGACUCAAUUCGAGAAUUUGCAAAAUGAAGUUGAGCAGUUGAGCAAGAAAUUGGAAGAUCGCAAUACUGAACUUGCAAAGGCUCGUCUUCAACGUCAACUCGAUGUGCACAUUAGUACGCAUAUGAAGGAACGUAUGCUCAUGUUGCGCAAUACGCUUGCCGUGCAGAGGCUCAGCUAUUCAACUUGGCUGCAGAAAAGACAAGAAACUCGCCGUGCACUACACCAGCAGCAAAUGAUUCGUACGCAGAUCCGUAAAGAUAUUAAGGAGCUUGAUUUUCAAGGUGGCAUACUAUCGAAACCCGCACUAAUGUUGGACUAUGACAACACUGUGGCCGAAGUGGGGCACAAGCAAGAGAUUGUUCGGGGAUUGCAUUUUCAGUAUAAGAAAAUAAGUGAAAAAAUUGCAAAAUAUGAGCAAAUGCUUGCUUCUGGGGUUCCAAAUAAAUUAAAAGUGAAUGAUUGAAAG